Synchytrium microbalum is the source of this 885-nucleotide messenger RNA. RefSeq lists its product as uncharacterized. The record is from RefSeq and is a predicted model, not a curated record. The transcript has 8 exons. NCBI's taxonomy places the organism in Eukaryota, Fungi, Chytridiomycota, Chytridiomycetes, Synchytriales, Synchytriaceae. The coding region runs from base 1 to 885 and encodes 294 amino acids.
AUGGCCGACGUAACCGUCACACCAGCAUACUCGUCCUACAAGACCAUAAAAGUCGGCAUCGACUCGAACGGAGUCGCAAUCAUUAUGUUUGAUCGCCCCAAAGAACUGAACGCCGUAGGCUCAAUCGAUUUGAACGAAGUACGAAAUGCAAUCGAACGCUUACAAACUGAUGAUUCUUGUAAAGUCAUUAUAUUGACGGGAAGUGGGCGUGCUUUUAGUGCAGGUGCUACAUUGACGGAUCCAAACUCGAGAUAUGGAGUCCGAAUCAAUCCUCCAGUUUCAGAAUUGGAGCACCGUGAUCCUGGUGGACCAUUGGCUUUUGCUCUUGAAAACUCCAAGAAAGUGACUAUUGCUGCUGUACAAGGAGUCGCUGUCGGGAUCGGCGCCACCAUGAUCUGCGCCAUGGACAUCCGAGUCUCAUACAAGGAAAACCGAAUCGGAUUCGUGUUUAAUCGUCGUGGAAUCGUGCCUGAAUCCAUGUCGACGUACUUUGUGCCAAAGCUUAUUGGCAUGUCACGAGCCCUCGCACUCUUCCUCACCGGCGCAAUCCUCCCAUGCAGCCACCCAACACUGCAACCACUCUUCCACGAACUGGUCGACAAGCCCGACCAAGUGCUCCCCAAAACAGUCGCCUUAGCGACAGAUAUUGCCAAGAACUGCAGUGUCCCUGCUAAUGCAGCUAUUAAAGCGCUUGUGAGGAACGGGGCUGAUAGUUCGGAGGAGCAACAUGUUUUGGAUUCUAGGGCACUACAUGCUCUUGUGGUUGGUAAUCCCAUUGAUGUGAAUGAAGGGACAGUGUCGUUUUUGGAGAAGAGGGAUGCUGUGUUUAAGGGUACUGUUAAGGAUAUCCCGUCCUUCAUUCCAUGGUGGAAGUCAAAGAUCUGA